GCUGGUGAACUGGUGAAGAAAGUUGAGAAUGAAAACAUAAAUGUAAGUGUACUUAUUAUGGAUGAUGACUGUACCACCUUAGCUAGAGUAAGACAAGAACUUACCCAUGAUAUUGAAAAGUGGAGCGACCAGAAUCACACAGUGAAACACCUAGGAAACAGUCUGUAUAAUCUCCAGAAGAAACACAAAGUACUGUCGGCAAAAGUAAUCAAACAUCUUCAAAAGUGUUUCAAUUAUGCUCUUGCCCAAAACAAAGAAAAACCAGAUGACUUUAAAGGUGCUCUCAAGCAGAUUGUUCCACAUGUCUUUGGAGACCAUCAGUCAUGUGGCACAUGGUGUGGCUACCAAAAAGACCCCCAAAAUUAUAGGCAUAAUGGACUCCCUUAUGGAAGACCGUUGACAGGUGAAGGUUUAAGAGCUGAUCUGAACUCUGUAUUUGAUUUAUUCAUACAAAAUGCUGAGAGAAUAGCUCCAGGAGGGUCUACGAACGACGUUGAAUCUUUUAAUAAUAUGAUUGCAAGUAAGGCCCCUAAACGGAUUCACUACUCUGCUUCAGAGAGCAUUCUUAACCGCGUUGCUUGUGCCGUAGCACAGAAAAAUGAAGGAGCGACAUAUGUGAACAAAGUAAACAACGAAAUUGGUAUUUCACCAGGAAAUGUAAUGGAGAGUCAUGCUAAAAAGUUUUGACAUGUUGAGGGAAAAAAGACGUUCUGUGGAAAACACUGUAGCAUUCAA
Molecule: messenger RNA, 735 nt
Organism: Mercenaria mercenaria
Lineage: Eukaryota; Metazoa; Mollusca; Bivalvia; Venerida; Veneridae
Exons: 1
Coding region: 58-687 (209 amino acids)
Source: RefSeq, a predicted model, not a curated record